AUGGGUGUUGGUGGGGAUGGGGGGGUGGGGGGGUGGGUGGUUGUGGGGGGGGAGAUUGGGUGUUGGGGAUGUGGGGUUGUGGGGAUAGUAGGGGGGGGGGUGGGGGGUGGUAGAAUGUGUGGUAUGGGGUUGAUGGGGGGUGGUGGGGGGGUUUGGUGUGGUGUGGGGGGGGGAUUUUAUUUGGUUGGGGUUGGGGGUGGGUGGGUGGGGGGUGGGGGGGGGUUUGGUGUUGUUUGUGGGGGUGGGUGGUGGGGGAGCUAUUGGGGGGGUGGGGUGUGGGUGGGGUGUUGGGGGGGGGUGGUUUGGUGGGUGGGGGGGGGUGUGUUUUUGGUUUGUGUGGUGGUGGGGGGGGGGGGGGGGUUGAUGGGGUGGGUUGGAAUGUUGUUUGGUAGUGGGUUGUGUGGGGGGGGGGGGUUUUGGGGUUGGUGGGGGUGUGGGGUUGGGUGGUUUUUUGGGUGUGUGUAUUGGUGGUUUGUGUGUGUGGUUUGUUUGUGGUUAGUUGGGUGGGGUGUGGGGUUGGGGGGGGGGUUGGUGGUUUGGGGGGGGGGUGUGGGUUGGUGGGGGUGUGGGGGGGUGGUUGUGUUGUGUGGGUUGAUGGUGGGGAUUGUGGUGUGUGUGGAGGGUGGGGGUAUUUUGGGGGUGGUUGUGGGGGGUGAUGGGGGGGGGGGGUUAGGGGGGGGGGUGGGGAUUAGUGUGGUUUUAGGGGGGGAGGUGGGGGGGUUUGGGGUGUGGGGUGGAUUAUGGGGGGGGGUUGGUUGGUUUUUUGGUUUUGGGGUGGUGGGGUUGAGUAAGAUGGGGAGGUUAGGUUGGGGGGUUGGGGGGGGUGGAGGAAGUAGGGGGGGGUGUUAG
Messenger RNA from Knipowitschia caucasica, 849 nucleotides. The record is from the annotation of a GenBank genome assembly. Lineage: Eukaryota; Metazoa; Chordata; Actinopteri; Gobiiformes; Gobiidae.